GCGGAGGUGGAGAGCGUCGUGGACGGCGGUCUGAGUUUCAAUGUUAGCCAGCCGCACAGUGACCGCCGCCGACGUCGGACCGCCGCUUUUCGUGUAUCCGACCGGCGUUCGUGUUCCGCCGGGCGACUUCGGUGUGUCGGAAGACGAUAUUAUUUUGGAGUGAAUAAAAUACGAUCGACGGACAGUCGGCCGACGAUAAUUAUUCCGCAAAUAUUAUCGUUGACGGUCUCGCGUCCGGUGUGUUAUUAUUAUUAUUAUGUCGAGGUCGAGGCGUUGAGCUCGCGCCGCGUGUGUUAUACGUCGUUAGAUAUAAAAUAUAACGGGCGAAAUAUCGUUAUAAAUCCGUACCUGCGACUCGCGUGAGCUCGCGUCGUUGCAAUUAUCAUCAUUUAUUAUUUUAAUAAUAAUAACAUUGCAUAAUAUUUUACUCGCGUGAAAAAAAAAUAAACCUACUACGACGACAGCAUAAUUAUGUCGAGAAAUUCAUCAUUGGGCCCUACAGAAUACCUGUUCAAGAUUUUAGUCAUCGGCGAGCUUGGUACCGGUAAGACUUCCAUUAUCAAACGUUAUGUGCACAAGUUCUUCUCGCAACACUAUCGUGCGACGAUCGGUGUAGAUUUCGCGUUGAAAUCGCUUGAAUGGGAUUCCAAUACCGUCGUCCGGCUACAACUAUGGGACAUAGCCGGUCAGGAAAGAUUCGGGAACAUGACCCGGGUGUAUUAUAAAGACGCACUAGGAGCAUUCGUAGUUUUCGAUGUCACGCGACCAGCCACGUUUGACGCAGUGGCCAAAUGGAAACAAGACUUGGACGCAAAAGUCUCAUUGGAAGACGGAACACCGAUCCCUUGCGUCUUACUUGCAAAUAAAUGUGAUGAGACUAAAGAAGGUAUGGUGAAUAGUGUGGCGAAAAUGGAUGAAUUUUGUAAGGAAAAUAUGUUCACCGCUUGGUACGAGACAUCAGCUAAAGAAAAUGUUCACAUUGAUGACGCGGCAAAGACACUAGUAUCUCAGAUUUUGAAGUAUACUGCUCAAAAUAAACCAACAUACUUAAAAUCAAAGGGUCAAGUACUAUUAAACAGUGUUCCAAAUGAUUCGCAAAAAGGUUGCUCCUGUUGAUUAAAAAUGGAUAAAGUUAAUCAUUGUUAAUUUGUUUACAUUAUUGUAUAAUACAGUACAAAUUGUUUUUUCUCAAUAUAAUAUUAUGUCAAUUAUUAUUAAUGUUAGUGCCUCAAUAAUAUAUUAAGCUAUAGGCACCUAUUUCAAUAUUAUUUUGUAAGUAAUGAGCAAAUGAAAUACUAUAGGUAUUAGUGUAUUACAUAAUAGUUAAAACAAAAUUAAAUUACCGAUGAAGCCAACAUUUUGUUUUUAACUAACAAAAACUAUAUCGCAAUCCAUAAAUGGUUACACAGUAUUUUGAACUAAUAUAAUAUGUUGAUGUAAUAUUAGGCGUGUACCUAUAUAUAAUGUAUACCUAUACCUACUACUUGUAUUGUAAAUAUGGUAAAAUUAAAGCAGAUUUUUAUUUCUUA
Molecule: messenger RNA, 1529 nt
Organism: Aphis gossypii (cotton aphid)
Lineage: Eukaryota; Metazoa; Arthropoda; Insecta; Hemiptera; Aphididae
Product: ras-related protein Rab-38-like
Exons: 5
Coding region: 472-1116 (214 amino acids)
Biological process (GO): endosome to lysosome transport; phagosome-lysosome fusion
Cellular component (GO): lysosome; late endosome; trans-Golgi network
Molecular function (GO): GTPase activity; GTP binding
Source: RefSeq, a predicted model, not a curated record